Messenger RNA from Colletotrichum chrysophilum, 837 nucleotides. RefSeq lists its product as uncharacterized. The transcript has 3 exons. The coding region runs from base 1 to 837 and encodes 278 amino acids. The record is from RefSeq and is a predicted model, not a curated record. Lineage: Eukaryota; Fungi; Ascomycota; Sordariomycetes; Glomerellales; Glomerellaceae.
AUGAAGGUUCUUUCCCUCGCCGCGCUCAGCUCUCUGGCUGCCACCCUGGUUGUUGCCGGAAACUGCCCCAUUGAAUCUGACUGCAUCCAAACGGCUUGCGAAAACUUCGAAAUGACUGAUAAAGUGCAGUACACCGGCGGUCUCAAUAUGCCCGACACGAGACUGUCGCAUAUGCUGGGCGCUGUAUGCAAAGAUCUCCACGGCAACAAGGUGUUUAGCUACCUGCCUCUUAGCGCUUGCAUCACAAACACCGACGGCAAUAUGGGCUUCUCCUACGCGGGCAAUUAUGGCAAAGGGUGCAAUGAUUGCAAGAUCCUGUCCCGCAAGAACAACGAAGACGUCAUCAUGGAAUGCAAGUGCAAGGAUAACGACAACCGCGGCAAGAUCAACCUCUCGCAGGGCAUCUGGCAGUACAACGGCAGGCUGGGCUGCUACAGGGAGGAAGGCGGCCUGGUCCCCAUCAGCCCCGUGAAGAAGAAGCGUUCCAACGAGCCGGACACCUUCACCUUGCCCUACCCCGUUGGGCAGACUUUCGAUGAUGUCCCUCAGUCUGUGGAACAGCGCACCGUCAAGCUCUCCUUCCCCGUUGGACAGACCGCAGACAAGAUCCCCCAUCCCGUGGAACAGCCCGGCGACGGCUCUACCCAUGGCCCGCCAAGCACUCCGGACACUCCGGAUAUCUAUAUAGAUGUGACCACCGAGAGACGCUCCGAAGAGCCGCGCGCUCUUGAGUUCCCCAGAGAUGACAACGCGCCCUUUGGCGACGAUGAUAGCCGGGAGGAGCCGGCCUAUGAUGACGGCAAUGGCAAGCGCGGUCGCAGCUUCCGUCAGUUUUAA